AUGGCCAUUGAGACAUCUCCGUACGUCGUUGCCGGCAUCCCAGUCCUGCUCACCCCAGCUGUCCCAAAUGACAGUCCAAACGCAAAAUAUAACGGCAUCAAGCCCUCUGUCACCAUCUUGCACAAAGGCCACCGGAAAAGCCCGGGUUUCCGUCCUUUCCCGGUGGACACUAUUUGGGAGAGAGAUAUCACCAUCCCUAUGCGUGAUGGCAUUCUUCUCCGGGGGGAUGUUUUUCGGCCCACAAAUAGCAAAGGGCUUCCAGCUUUAAUUGCUUUCAGCCCAUAUGGGAAAUCUGGAGACGGCUUUUCGGCUCUUAAUCAUGUAGAAGGUCGGGCAGGUGUUCCAGUAGAGAAGCUUUCAGGCUACGAGUCUUUCGAAGCGCCUGAUCCAGCGGAAUGGACGCAGCACGGAUACGCUGUAGUCAACGUCACCACCAGGGGCAUACAAGGCUCCGAAGGGCAUCAUAAGUGGCAUGGGAAGGCUGAAGCCCGCGAUGGCUAUGAUACUAUAGAAUAUAUCGCACAGUUGCCAUGGUCUGAUGGUCACACCGCUUUGGCUGGCAACUCAUGGCUCGCAACUAAUCAAUGGUUCAUCGCAGCUGAGCAACCGCCACAUCUGACUUGCAUUCUACCACUUGAGGGUUUGAGUGACGUUUAUCGAGAGACUUUAUGCAGAGGUGGCGUUCCGUACCUCCCCUUCUGGUCAUUCCUUGGAAACAAUCUAUUCAGCAACAAUGAACGGGAGGAUGUAAUCUCCAUGAUCAACAAGUAUCCUCUGAUGAAUGACUAUUGGGAGGAUAAAAGAGCCAAGGCCAAUCUGAUCACAGUGCCUGCAUACGUGUUAGCAAGUAUGUCGACUGGUCUUCACACUGUUGGCUCAACCCGGUGCUUUGAGGAUAUCCCUCACGAGAAGAAAUGGCUGCGGAUGAAUGCCACGCAGGAGUGGCAUGAUCUGUAUCGAGACGACACGAAUGCAGAUUUAAAAAAGUUCCUUGACUUUUACAUGAAAGGAGCAGAAAACGGAUGGGAAAUGACUCCUAAAGUACGAAUCUCAGUCAUCCGGUAUAAUCAGUCACCUAUUGAAAAUGUUCCUUUUAACAAUUGGCCGAUACCCGAAACUCAGCAUCGAACUUUGUGGCUCUCCCACAAUGGCGCCCUUGAAGCUGCACAGGAGUCGGUGGUCCCCGGAAAAAUCUCCUAUCAGUCUGAUGCCCCAGCCCUCCAAGAAGAUGACGAUCCCGAGUUCGUCGAGUUCUCUUACACCUUUACAGAGAAAUCUACCAUGAUCGGUCCCGCCCGUGCGGUUCUUUAUAUGUCAUGUUCUGACCAUGAUGAUAUGGACGUCUUUGUUAUCCUACGCAAGGCAGACAAGGAUGGAAACAUUUUGCGCAACUACAACAUUCCUAUCCAGGAUCUUGUUGGUGUCAAUGAUCAGAAAGAUGUUGCUCUUAUCAACACACUGCAAUAUGUUGGUCCGACUGGCGUUCUGCGAGCAAGUCACCGGGCACUUGACCCAAACUUAUCAAAGCCACACUGGCCAGCCCAUGAUCACACCAAGGAGACGAAACUCCAAAGCUCAGAGGUGGUCAAGUUAGAGAUCGGAAUUUGGCCUUCUGCUAUCCAGUUCGAAGCUGGAGAGAAGCUCAUUCUCAGAGUGGCUGGUCAUCAGAUGACUUUGGCGGAAUUCGAACCUCUACGCGGCGGCUUUAAGACAGGGAACAUUGGAAGACAUUAUCUUCACUUGGACAGUGAUAAUUACCCGAGUCGUAUUACAGUACCAUUAGUCGAGAUAUAA
Molecule: messenger RNA, 1794 nt
Organism: Fusarium fujikuroi IMI 58289
Lineage: Eukaryota; Fungi; Ascomycota; Sordariomycetes; Hypocreales; Nectriaceae
Product: related to cocaine esterase
Exons: 6
Coding region: 1-1794 (597 amino acids)
Molecular function (GO): dipeptidyl-peptidase activity
Source: RefSeq, a predicted model, not a curated record